AUGAUUUCUUCGUCAGAUAAUGUGGUCAAAGCUGAAGCCUCUUCAGGUCAGCCAAACCCCAUAAAGGCUUCAAGGACUCACAACGAGCUUCACAAGGAACUGCUACUGGCCCAAAGACUGCUCUAUUUCUUCUUCUAUGGGCUAAGGGGUCUGGCGCUGAGCAGCAGGUCAGAACUCCAGCAGGUGCUGGAGAGGAGGAAGAGGGUGCAGAGUGAGCGCGAAGAGGAGGGACAGAGCAGGACUUCUCUGGAGGAUGUGCUGCUCCGACAGGGAGAAGAACAGGACAAGGUACAGCAGGAGUCCCAGUUGAUGGAGUUUGUCCGAGUCCGACAGAACCUAAGAAAGAUUCACUCUGCGAUCCAGAACAAGGCUGCAAACACCUGA
Molecule: messenger RNA, 384 nt
Organism: Etheostoma spectabile (orangethroat darter)
Lineage: Eukaryota; Metazoa; Chordata; Actinopteri; Perciformes; Percidae
Product: protein FAM107B
Exons: 3
Coding region: 1-384 (127 amino acids)
Biological process (GO): actin filament polymerization; regulation of actin cytoskeleton organization; actin filament bundle assembly
Cellular component (GO): stress fiber; neuron projection; synapse
Source: RefSeq, a predicted model, not a curated record